AUGCGGCAACGCAUUCUUAUCUUUGGUGCGGAUGUUAUUCUGAUACCAGAUCCCAUUGUCAUCAUGGCCGAUGUCAUGAUGAUCGCACCUGGACAUUAUGAAGCCCGUGAAUUGGGAGCUGCGUUGGUGUAUGACAUUCACUCGAACAUUGUGGAUAUGGCACCAAUGAUCAAUCCAUGGAUGGGUCUCCCGUUGGUUCAACGGGCACUUCACUGGCUGCACAAAGAAAUGCUCAAAUACGCAAACAUGGUGCUUGUAAUCUCAGAACAGCAGGAGAAGCACCUUCGUGAUGAGACUGGGUCGCAGAGCUUUACUCCAUCCACAAUGAUUGGGUCGCACUGUGAUGUAACUUUCACAUGGGUGGGGCGGUUAUCAAAGGAGAAAUAUAUUGGUGAAGUCCUUAAUGCCACAUCAGGACUGUUGAAAGGCAACGGCAGUUGGCAGAAUACAUGCUUGGCAGUGGCGGGACCAGAUCAGGGAGAGCUAAGUGUGUUGCAGCACUAUGUGCAAGAACAUCCGAAAAAUAUAUUCUACAUGGGCAAUCUUGAACAAUCCGAAGUGGGGACUUUGCUGCAGGCAUCGGAUGCCAUGCUCUUUGUUGGAGGUGUGGGUGAGACACUUGCGCGCGUUGUCACUGAUGCCCUGGGCUGCCAUACUCCUGUGGUUGCCGUUGCCACUCCUCAAUCUACGUGGUGGCAGAACCGGGAGGAUCUCCCUCAUGUGGAUCUCACAGUAUCGUCCGAUGCUGUCAAGGAGCUGAUGGAUCGCAUGACAGCAUUUUCUACCAGUGCUGGUGGUCUGCAUGAUGCAUUAGUUGCAGGUGCGGCCCAUUCAGCUCCAAACCAGAUUAGCGAGAGGGAGGCGGUUGCACACAAACUGAUGACUCUGGACUCGGUGUAUGGUGGAUUCAGUAGGUGA
Messenger RNA from Seminavis robusta, 918 nucleotides. Lineage: Eukaryota; Bacillariophyta; Bacillariophyceae; Naviculales; Naviculaceae. The record is from the annotation of a GenBank genome assembly.